Molecule: messenger RNA, 3326 nt
Organism: Cheilinus undulatus (humphead wrasse)
Lineage: Eukaryota; Metazoa; Chordata; Actinopteri; Labriformes; Labridae
Gene: dapk2a
Product: death-associated protein kinase 2a
Exons: 8
Coding region: 217-1698 (493 amino acids)
Biological process (GO): intracellular signal transduction; positive regulation of apoptotic process; protein phosphorylation
Cellular component (GO): nucleus; cytoplasm
Molecular function (GO): protein serine/threonine kinase activity; ATP binding
Source: RefSeq, a predicted model, not a curated record
CCGGCGUCUUUGCGCACGAGCUUCGUGUGAGUGUCCGCGUGGUGGACUCGGAGAGUCUGAGCACUGAGACAGAGGACAGGACCGGGACUGAGGAGGACGACACGCUGGAGUCUAACUCGGUGAGAUGUCUGAGAUGAGCUGAGGACUAUUUCUGUUCCAGUGGCACCAGAACGAUCCAGAAGGUUCCUCCUCUCCAGGAGCUGCAGGACUGCAGACAUGGACCCAUUCAAGCAGCAGAGGGUGGAGGAUUUCUAUGAGAUCGGAGAAGAGCUGGGAAGUGGACAGUUCGCCAUCGUCAAACAAUGCAGGGAGAAAAGCACCGGGCAAGACUUCGCCGCCAAGUUCAUCAAGAAGCGUCAGAGCAUGGCGAGCUCCAGAGGGGUGAGGCGUGAGGAGAUCGAGCGGGAGGUGGACAUCCUGCAGCAGAUCCAGCACCCAAACAUCGUCACACUGCACGACGUCUACGAGAACCGCACUGACGUGGUGCUCAUCCUGGAGCUGGUCUCUGGAGGAGAGCUGUUUGACUUCUUGGCUCAGAAAGAGUCUCUGAGUGAGGAGGAGGCUACACAGUUCAUCAAACAGAUCCUGGAGGGUGUGAACUACCUACACUCCAGGAAGAUUGCUCACUUCGACCUGAAGCCUGAAAACAUCAUGCUGUUAGACAAAAACGUCCCGCUCCCCAGGAUCAAGCUCAUCGAUUUUGGUCUGGCCCACAAGAUUGAAGCUGGAGUGGAGUUCAAGAACAUCUUUGGAACACCUGAGUUUGUAGCUCCAGAGAUCGUGAACUAUGAGCCGCUGGGACUGGAAGCUGACAUGUGGAGCAUCGGGGUCAUCACGUACAUCCUGCUGAGCGGAGCGUCACCUUUCCUCGGGGAGACCAAACAGGACACUCUGGGGAACAUUUCUGCUGUGAACUACGAGUUUGAUGACGAGUUUUUCUGCCACACCAGCGAGCUGGCCAAGAAGUUCAUCAGCCAGCUGCUGGAGAAGGACAAGAAGAAAAGACUGACUAUUCAAGAUGCUUUAAAUCACCCAUGGAUCAAGUUCAACGAGCACAAGGAGGAGAAUAAAUCCGUGGAGCCGAAGAAACGGGAGCGCCGCCAGCUGAAGACGAAGCGUCUGAGGGAGUACACCAUCAAGUCUCACUCCAGCAUGCCGCCCAACAACACGUACGUGAACUUUGAGCGCUUUGCCCAGGUGGUGGAGGACAUUGACCAGAUGGAGAGCUCGUUCGUCAGCCUGGCAGCGGCUCACGACUCUCUGCAGGAAGACAUCGACGCCAUGGUGUCCAUCUACAACGAGAAGGAGGCGUGGUACAAGGAGGAAAGCGAAGGGGUGCGACACGAGCUCUCUCAGAUCCGGUACGAGUUCCGUAAGGUGGAGGCGUUUAAGAGGAGUCUGCAGGACGACAUGCAGGCCUUCAGCUCCAACCUCAGCGCCGUCAGCGGCCGGUACCAGGAGAGACAGAACCACUUUGACGCCCUGCGCCUCGAGCUCAGCAACGAGCUGAAGUGGGUGCAGGAGGUGAUGGGGUCGUUCCCUCUGGAUGGAGGAGGAGGAGGGUACUCCAACUGUAACUUCUCCACCGUCUUCAACAACGACGUGAACGAAGCUCUGAAGGAGCUGCUGAACCGAUCGUGUGGAGGAGAGCUGCUGUCCGGGAUCAACCUGGACUUUGAGACUGGACAGCAGAGAUAAACACCACUUCCUGCAGAAUUAUUUAAAAUAUACUCUAAAAAAAGAUGAAUGAAAGAGAAGAUGAGUUUUUCACCACAGAAUAUCUGAACCAUGAAAUAAGCCGUUUUAGAAAAGACUAGUUAGUUUGUUCUGGUGUUAUUAUCUAAUAUUAUUUCUUCACUGUUUUGUUUUUCAGCAAUAUUGGACAUGUGAUUCCUGCUGACCUGUGUCAUUUACCAGCAUCAGCUGCAGUAAUGCUAAACUGUAAAGGCUUUGAAUGCAGCACUCCGGCAUGUGAUUUUGUUCUGCUUAGUUUGGACACUAGAUGGUGCUGCUGCACUCAUUCUGUAAACAAACAUUUUGAUGUGCUCUCCUCACAGAUAAAUUGAGACAACAACACGAAUGGUAAACGUACUAACAACCAAAAUAUAAACAAUCAGUGGUGGACUCAGAGGGGGGCAGGGGGGCCAACAGGCCAGGGACACAUAUCUGUGUUAGAAAAACCUGAAAAAGUGAUUUUUGCACAAUAUGUCCCCUUUAAAGGGUAGACAUGCAUUUUUCAGCCAAGGGCCUCAAAGAUGGAAAUGAAGGCUAAAGCGUAUAAAUUCCCCUGUGGUAAUGACCUUAGGAGAACACCGUUAGCAAAGUCUCUGAUUCUGAGCGCUGAAAACAGAGCUGAAGAUAAACAAUGCCAGUUUCUUGAUUCUGUAUUUCCUGGUGAGUUGUUUUGAAGCAGAAUAAGCUGGGUUCAUUUCCCUGUCACAGGCCACGGUUACAUGAUGUUUUUUAAUUCGGAAUUAAUUAUUCAGAAUUAAAUGAUUUGAAAUUAAAAUAUUCUCCUUCGUGUUUACAUGGAAAUAACAAUUCCGAACUGAGGUUUACAUGGAAAACAUGUUUAAUCGCCUUUACUCAAUUCCGUUUAAGGUCUGGGGGUUGGGAAGGGUUCUGAUUGGACAGGGGAUGGACGUGACGUACUUUCUACCGGAAGAAAACAAACUCCGUCCGCUUCCGUCCAUCCACUCUUAUCAUUUUAUCCAUAUCUUCUAAGGCUCUUAUUAAAUAAAUUGUCUCGGCUCAAGUCCAACACUUGCUUCGGGCGGCCAUCCUGGAAUAUGUGCCCGCUAGCGUGGAAUAUGUGCGUCAUCGUGACAGGACAAGGGAACAAGGGGCGGUAAUGCACCAAAGUGAUGGAUGCCAACCACCAUAAAAACUAUGAAGAAGAAGAAGAAGAAGAAGAAGAAGAAGAAGAAGACAAGGGAACGAGCAUGCGCAGAAUGACCGGAAUUCAUUUAAAUCGGAAUGAGUGUAUACAUGAUAGAGGAAUUAUUCAAUUCGGAUUUAAAAUCAGAAUAAACCAGCCACUUACUUCGGAUUUAAGUUUAAUUCAGAAUGGUCAUUUUCAUUUGGAAUUAGGUGUUUACAAGGACUUUUUAAAGAGGAUUUAACUUUAAUUCUGAAUUAAAGGGGAAUUAAAGCUCUCAUGUAAACGUAGCCACAAUGAUCUGAUGGAGGUAAAGUGUCUCAUGAUUCAUUUAGAAUACCCUUUAAAGCAGUGUUACUCAACCCUACUAAACCAUAGAGCCAGAUUAUUGAAAAAUACCUUUGCAAGAGCCACAAUCUAAGAGGUGAAAAGUGGCAAAAACAGCUUA